Messenger RNA from Rana temporaria (common frog), 1026 nucleotides. It is a transcript of the gene MCRIP2, whose product is annotated as MAPK regulated corepressor interacting protein 2. Lineage: Eukaryota; Metazoa; Chordata; Amphibia; Anura; Ranidae. The transcript is spliced from 5 exons. The record is from RefSeq and is a predicted model, not a curated record. Bases 87 to 536 code for a protein of 149 amino acids.
CUGCAGCAGUCAAAAGUCAGAGUCUGCCUGCUGAUCAUACAAGUACCAGGGGGGCAUCUCACCCUACAGCCCCCUCCCUCCCCGUCAUGUACACCAUCACCAGAGGACCCAGCAAACUGACCACCCAGAGGAGAACAGGUCCCAAGCAGCAGAUUGACACUAAGCUGCAGGAGCUGAAAAUCAAGCAGCAGCUGCUGAUCAACACUUCUUCAUCAUCAUCCAACGGCUGGGACCCCCUUCCAAGCAGUUGUGCGCCCAAACUGGUGUUUAAUCGGGUGAACGGUAAACACACCCCAUCUGUCAGCCCCCCUGCAGAGGAGGAGGUGUACACACCGGCACACGAGGAGAACGUUCGUUUUGUUUACCAGGCUUGGCAGGAGGUGCAGCAUCAAUUGGAGAAACCAGAACUAAACGGAUGUGGACCCCAACAAUAUCAAGAUCAGACUACAGAUUCCUCUCCUAAGAAUUUCGUCCCUAUUGAUCUGGAAGAGUGGUGGGCAGAACGUUUCCUGGCAAACAUUGAGAACUGUGCCUGAAGGACAGAGAUUUCCCCAGAUUGAUCGCCCUUUAUUUAAAGAGAGAACAUGCACAAGUCUGCCUCCAUCGGUGACACCACAGCCAUUCAAAGACUGCGGGCCACUUUCCAUAGUGGAGCCCCACAAGCUGGACGAUGUGAAGACUCAAUGCUGACAAGAUGCUGGCUCUACAGUUUUUCCUUUUACAAGGAUAUAGAAGUCUCAACCUUGCUUGAAAAAAAGCACAGAGGGCCUUGUUUAGAACAAUGUCGAAAAGGAAAAUGUCAUUGUUGCCCAUAGCAAUUAGACUCCUUUUCCAAGUGCAGGUCUGAAAAUGAAAAGAGUCUAAUUUUUCUAUGGGCAACAUCCAUGAAGCUACAGGUACUGGGUACCUUCCUAGGGGGGGGCUAUAGGCCUUAGAAAGCAGGUUGGGAGUCAUUUUGCACAGACAAGGCAUUUAGUGUUGGCUUCACUAAUACAGCAAGUAAAGGUGUAGAUGAACCUUGCAGAG